Camellia sinensis is the source of this 930-nucleotide messenger RNA. RefSeq names its product MOB kinase activator-like 1A. NCBI's taxonomy places the organism in Eukaryota, Viridiplantae, Streptophyta, Magnoliopsida, Ericales, Theaceae. The record is from RefSeq and is a predicted model, not a curated record.
CCAUGAGUCUCUUCGGUCUGGGCAGGAACCAAAGGACAUUUCGCCCGAAAAAAAGUGCACCUUCGGGGAGUAAGGGGGCACAGCUGAGAAAGCACAUUGAUGCAACAUUAGGUAGUGGAAAUCUGAGAGAAGCAGUAAGACUUCCUCCAGGGGAGGACGCUAAUGAAUGGCUGGCUGUCAACACUGUGGACUUCUUCAACCAGGUGAACUUGCUGUAUGGUACCCUCACAGAGUUCUGCACUCCAGAAAACUGUCCUACAAUGACUGCAGGCCCCAAGUAUGAGUACAGAUGGGCAGAUGGUGUACAAAUCAAGAAACCAAUUGAAGUUUCAGCUCCAAAAUAUGUUGAAUAUUUGAUGGAUUGGAUUGAAGGUCAAUUAGAUGAUGAAUCCAUAUUUCCUCAAAAGAUUGGUGCCCCUUUUCCUCUGAACUUCAGGGAAGUAGUGAAAACUAUAUUCAAACGCCUAUUCCGCGUUUAUGCUCAUAUUUACCACUCUCACUUCCAGAAGAUCGUAAGCCUUAAAGAGGAGGCCCAUCUAAAUACCUGCUUCAAGCAUUUCAUACUGUUUACCUGUGAAUUUGGGCUGGUUGACAAGAAGGAGCUAGCUCCACUUCAAGAGCUCAUAGAAUCCAUUGUUGUCCCUUACUGAAACUGGUUGUGUGCUUUGCACAUUAAGGCUGAUGUAAUAAAAAAAAAUGCUAAUUAGUGGUUGGCUAAUAGAGUUUGCCUAAAAUGCUUGAUAUUGUUAAUCCUAUGUUAAGUGCUCUGUGGUUAGUGUAUCUCUAAUUGUUACCUUGCUAAAGUUCUUCAGAACAUAAAAAGGUUAACUGGUCUCUGUAACCUUAAGGGCUGUGAAGACAGCCUAUAUCAGAAACAUCUGUACAUUUGAAAAAUCAGUUAUGUAAUUGUGUCCCUUGUGUUUUUGUUGA